Messenger RNA from Rhopalosiphum padi (bird cherry-oat aphid), 3698 nucleotides. RefSeq lists its product as uncharacterized. NCBI's taxonomy places the organism in Eukaryota, Metazoa, Arthropoda, Insecta, Hemiptera, Aphididae. Gene Ontology annotation, biological process: DNA repair; telomere maintenance. The record is from RefSeq and is a predicted model, not a curated record. Gene Ontology annotation, molecular function: DNA helicase activity. Bases 71 to 3520 code for a protein of 1149 amino acids. The transcript is spliced from 2 exons.
UGUUGCUGCAAUUAUUGUUGGCGAUCCAACUAAAUCACGAGACAUUGUCGUUCAGCGAAGAAGCAAUAUCAUGCAUCGUGUAAACGAGACACAUCGUUUGUACGAUGCGUUACAAUAUCCAAUCAUUUAUUGGCAAGGGCAAGACGGAUACGACAUCACGUUGAAGAUGGUCGAUCCAAUUACAGGAGUAUCAACGAAUAAUAAAAAUCUAAGCGCAAUGAAUUACUAUGCGUAUCGUAUGAUGAUUCGUACACAUGAGGAGAAUGUCAUUCUGAAGUGCGGUCGGCUAUUCCAGCAAUUCGCUGUUGACAUGUAUGUCAAAGUCGAGACCGAACGUUUAGCGUUCAUCAGAUUCAAUCAGCCAAAGCUACGAUCUGAGGACUAUAUACACUUGCGUGAUGCUAUUCAUUCAGAUGGUGAUGUUCAGAAUAUUGGACGACUGACGAUUCUCCCAUCAACUUAUAUCGGAAGCCCACGCCACAUGCACGAAUACGCUCAAGACGCUAUGACGUACGUGCGAAAUUAUGGAACUCCGGAUUUAUUUAUUACGGUCACAUGCAAUCCGAAGUGGACGGAAAUUGAACGCGAGUUGGAACCGGGUCAAAAACCGCAAGAUCGCCAUGACAUAAUCGCCAGAGUAUUUCAGCAAAAACUCAAGGUUAUGAUGGAUGUGCUUACUAAGUAUCGAGUUUUUGGUGACACACGUUGUUAUAUGUACUCGGUGGAAUGGCAGAAGCGUGGACUACCGCAUGCUCAUAUCCUAAUUUGGUUGCUGAACAAAUUACAUUCAAAUGAAGUGGAUGACAUCAUAUCAGCUGAAAUUCCUGAUCCAGUCACUGAUCCCCGUCUACACGACAUUGUGACGACACAGAUGGUGCAUGGACCGUGCGGUGCAUUAAAUCCAUUAUCGCCUUGCAUGGCUGAUGGAAAGUGCACAAAACGAUAUCCGCGACCGUUAGUUGCUGAAACAGUCACAGGGAACGAUGGAUAUCCAGUUUAUCGUCGGCGUUCAAAAGAAGAUAACGGUCGAACUAUCAAAGUUAAAGUUCAAAAUCAAGAGAUUGAGAUCGGAAAUGAAUUCAUUGUACCAUAUUGCCCGCUGCUAUCACGAAUUUUCGAAACACAUGCAAACGUUGAGAGUUGUCAUUCGGCCAAAUCAAUCAAAUAUUUGUGCAAGUACGUCACAAAAGGCAGCGACAUGGCUGUGUUUGGUAUUGCGUCGGAAAAUGUGAAUGACGAAAUCAGCAACUUCCAAAUGGGCAGAUACGUCAGUACUAAUGAAGCACUGUGGCGAUUAUUGUCAUUUCAAAUUCAUGAAAGAUAUCCCACAGUUGUACAUUUAGCAGUGCAUUUGGAAAAUGGCCAAAGAGUUUACUUCACUGAGGCUAAUGCGGCACAACGAGCUGAGAGACCACCAUCGACAACAUUGACUAGCUUCUUUGCAAUGUGUGAAGCAGAUCCAUUCGCAGCGACGCUGAUGUACGUUGAAAUGCCCAAGUAUUACACUUGGAAUCAAUCAACAAAGAAAUUCCAACGUCGCAAACAAGGAACCCCAGUUCCAGACUGGCCACAGGUGUUUUCAACUGAUGCACUAGGUCGUAUGUACACUGUUCAUCCUAGAAACGAUGAAUGUUUUUAUUUGCGACUGCUGUUAGUAAAUGUACGUGGACCGAAAUCAUUUGCGCAUUUGAAAACUGUGAAUGGCCACCAAUGCCAAACAUAUCGAGAAGCAUGUCAACUAUUGGGUUUGCUGGAGAACGAUUCUCAUUGGGAUUUAACACUUGCAGAUUCAGUUGUUUCAUCAAAUGCGUACCAAAUACGAACGCUGUUCGCAAUUAUCAUCACCACAUGUUUUCCUUCACAACCAAUUCAGUUAUGGAACAAAUACAAAGACGCCAUAUGUGAAGAUAUCUUGCAUCGCUUGCGUAUUCAAACGAAUAAUCCUGACAUCCAAAUAACCGAUGAAAUCUACAAUGAAGGAUUGAUUCUGAUUGAGGAUCAAUGCUUGACUAUUGCAAACAAGCUACUGAUUGAAGUAGGAAUGAUUGCGCCAAAUCGAUCGAUGCACGAUGCAUUCAACCAAGAAUUAAAUCGAGAGCUGCAAUACAAUGUUGAUACAUUGCAGGAAUUCGUUAGAAAUAAUGUUCCGUUGCUGAAUGAACAGCAAAAACAAGUAUACAAAACAUUAAUGCAAGCGGUGGACAAUAAUACUGGUGGUCUAUUCUUCCUGGAUGCACCUGGAGGAACAGGGAAAACAUUUGUCAUUUCAUUGAUUUUGGCCACUAUUCGAUCAAGAUGUGACAUAGCUUUGGCGUUAGCAUCAUCUGGAAUUGCGGCGACUCUUCUAGAUGGCGGUCGUACUGCACAUUCUGCGCUUAAGUUGCCACUCAAUUUAAACACAAUUGAUACUCCAACGUGCAAUAUUUCCCGAUCCAGUGCAAUUGGAAAAUUGUUAAUGCAAUGCAAGCUCAUUGUUUGGGAUGAGUGCACAAUGGCACAUAAGAAAUCACUUGAAGCACUUAACUUCACACUGAAGGAUCUUCGGAGAAAUAACAACAUCUUUGGCGGCUUGAUGAUAUUGUUGGCAGGCGAUUUCAGGCAGACGUUGCCAGUAGUUCCCCGUGGAACGCCUGCAGAUGAAUUGAAUGCUUGCCUAAAGGCAUCACCUUUAUGGAAUAACGUAAAAACAUUAUCGCUAACCACUAAUAUGAGAGUUCAACUUCAAAAUGAUCAAAGUGCUGCACAAUUUUCCAAACAAUUGUUAGAUCUUGGAAAUGGAAAAGUCCCAGUUGAUGCGACAUCUGGAUUAAUUACUCUUACCAACGACUUUUGCCGAUUUGUAGACACUCAAUUAGUUCUUAUUGAAAAUGUUUUCCCAAACAUUAGUGAGAAUUAUAAGAAUUAUGCUUGGUUAAGUCAACGAGCAAUUCUUGCAGCAAAGAAUAAUGAUGUCCACGCACUGAAUUUCACCAUUCAAUCAAAAAUUGCUGGCGAUUUGGUGACAUACAAAUCCGUUGAUUCAAUAACAAAUCCCGAUGAUGUAGUAAAUUAUCCAACGGAGUUUUUGAACUCUCUGGAGAUACCAGGAUUUCCACCACAUAACUUGCAACUGAAAGUUGGUACAGUUAUUUUGAUACUGCGUAAUUUGAAUCCACCGCGACUUUGCAACGGUACUCGACUUUCGGUAAAGAGACUUAUGCCGAAUUUAAUUGAGGCAACCAUUAUUAACGGAAAGUACGCAGGUGAAAAUGUAUGUAUUCCUCGAAUACCAAUGAUUCCGACUGAUCUUCCGUUUGACUUCAAACGAUUGCAAUUCCCAGUUCGCCUUGCGUUCGCAAUGACAAUUAAUAAGUCGCAAGGCCAAUCGCUUAGUGUUUGCGGGAUAAAUUUGGAAAAUCAUUGUUUUUCACAUGGACAGUUAUACGUUGCGUGUUCACGAGUUGGGAAACCAUCCGCUUUGUUUGUGUUAACGUCAGACCAAAAAACAAAAAAUGUGGUUUACCAAAGAGCACUACAAUGAAACAAUUAAAUAACACUUCAUUUUAGUAGGUAAUUGAAAUGAAUUUAUUACUGUUGUGAAAUGAAAUAAAUAUUUUCCUUUUCAAAUAUAUAACAAAAAAAAUUUUUUUUCUUUAUCUUUUAAUCACCAAACGAAAUGUUACAUAAAACGAAUCUGGUGGCGAAACGGAGUUCGCCGG